AGGACGUAACGCUACAAUCAGCGGAUCCGGGGCGGGGCAGAACGCGGAAGCGGAAGCGGAAGCGGCGGGAGGUGGCGGAACUCCGCGAGUUUCUGCCCCACGUGUGCGAAGUACUAUGAUGGAAGUCAAAGGGAAGAAAAAGUUUACAGGAAAGAGUCCACAGACAUCACAAGGAAAGAAUAAAUUUCAUAAGAACAGUGAGUCUAGUUCUUCAAAGACAUUCCCAAGGAAAGCUGUUAAGGAAGGCGGACCUAAAGUCACAUCUAAGAACUUUGAGAAAGGUGCCACAAAACCUGGCAAGAAGGGUGUGAAGCAGUUCAAGAACAAGCCACAAGGGGGCAAAGGACCGAAGGACAAAUUUCAGAAGGCCAACAAAUUCAGCAAGAAGCGGAAAUUCCAGCCAGAUGGUGACAGUGAUGAAUCAGGAGCCAAGAAACCCAAGUGGGAUGACUUCAAAAAGAAGAAGAAAGAGCUGAAGCAGAGCAGGCAGCUCAGUGACAAGACCAACUAUGACAUCGUGGUUCGAGCAAAGCACAUUUGGGAGAGCUUGAGAAGAAAAGAUUGUGACAAGGAAAAACGGGUGAAGCUCAUGAGUGAUUUGCAGAAGUUGAUUCAAGGGAAAAUUAAAACUAUGGCCUUUGCCCAUGACUCGACGCGCGUGAUCCAGUGCUUCAUUCAGUAUGGGAGCGAGGAGCAGAGGCAGCAGGCUUUCCAGGAGUUGCAAGGCGACUUGGUUGAAUUAAGUAAAGCCAAAUAUUCCAGGAACAUCGUGAAGAAAUUUCUCAUGUAUGGAAGUAAGCCGCAAGUUGCGGAGAUAAUCAGAAGUUUUAAAGGUCAUGUGAGGAAGAUGCUGCGGCAUUCGGAGGCAUCGGCCAUUGUGGAGUACGCAUACAACGACAAAGCCAUUUUGGAACAGAGGAACAUGCUGACCGAGGAGCUCUAUGGGAACACGUUUCAGCUUUACAAGUCAGCAGAUCACCCAACGCUGGACAAGGUGCUGGAGCUGCAGCCAGCAAAGCUAGAGCUUAUCAUGGACGAAAUGAAGCAGAUUCUGACUCCGAUGGCCCAAAAGGAAGCUGUGAUUAAGCACUCGCUGGUUCAUAAAGUAUUCUUGGACUUUUUUACCUAUGCACCCCCAAAACUUCGAUCAGAACUAAUUGAAGCCAUCCGGGAAGCAGUGGUGUACCUGGCCCACACACACGAUGGCGCCAGAGUGGCCAUGCACUGCCUGUGGCACGGCACACCCAAGGACAGGAAAGUGAUCGUGAAAACGAUGAAGACGUACGUGGAGAAGGUUGCCAAUGGCCAGUACUCUCACUUGGUUCUCCUGGCAGCGUUUGACUGUAUUGAUGAUACUAAGCUUGUGAAACAGAUAAUCAUAUCAGAAAUCAUCAGUUCCUUGCCCAGCAUAGUUAAUGACAAAUAUGGAAGGAAAGUCCUCUUGUACUUGAUGAGCCCCAGAGACCCCGCCCACACGGUGCCCGAGAUCAUCGAGCUUCUGAAGAAGGGUGAUGGCAACGCGCACAGCAAGAAGGACACUGCAAUCCGCCGGCGUGAGCUCUUGGAGUCCAUCUCUCCAGCUUUGCUGAGCUACCUGCAAGGACACACUCAAGAGGUGGUGCUGGAUAAGUCUGCAUGUGUGCUGGUGUCUGACAUCCUGGGUUCUGCUACUGGAGAUGUUCAGCCUGCUAUGGAUGCCAUCGCCAGUUUGGCAGCAGCAGAACUGCAUCCUGGUGGCAAGGACGGAGAGCUUCAUGUUGCUGAGCAUCCUGCAGGACAUCUGGUUCUCAAAUGGUUACUAGAGCAAGAUAAAAAGAUGAAAGAAAGCGGAAAGGAAGGUUGUUUUGCAAAAACCCUUGUAGAGCGUGUUGGUAUGAAGAACCUCAAGUCCUGGGCCAGCAUCAACCGAGGUGCCAUUAUUCUUUCCAGCCUUCUUCAGAGUUGUGACCAAGAAGUUGUAAACAAAGUCAAAGGUGGACUGAAAACCCUGAUUCCUACCUUGGAAAAAAACAAAAGCAGCAGCAGAGGCAUCCAGACCCUGCUUGAGAAGCUGACUGCAUAGGCAUGCAGGAUGAGCAAGUAUGGACCCACUUCCCAGAGGAGAAGGUGGAAUCUCUCAUACUCACAACUGGAUGCUCUGUGCAUGGAUUUGUUAAAGGACCUAUUUAUAUAAAAUUGUUUCUAAAAGAGACCUUUGGUUUAAUGUCAACUGUCUGAUCUGUCAGANNGAGUACUACACAGUGUGGCAGUGAUCUGUGGGCCCAGGUGUGUGCUCUGUGGUUGAAUGGCUUGAUUUAGGAAAGGAGACAGCUAUGGUCUGAGAAGGCUUCCUGGUGUAGGUGAACUUUAGAGGGAUGUUAUAACAAAAGAAUUAAGGACCUGAAGUUCAAACAGAGUGUGUACAGUGGGAGCAGCAAAGUCAUCUGAACUCUGGGAAGCCUGUGGCCAGGGCAGCCUGCACUGGGGACAGCUGCUUCCUCAGCUGCCGUGCAGACUGAGUUCCAUCAGGUUUUCUUUGGAAGCUGCUCUGGUUAGUCCAGCACAUGGAAGUGUGCUAGAGGAAUCAGGAGAUGAUGGGUCCUUGCUUGAAGUCAGUGUUGCUGGGAAAGUCUGAUCUUUGUAUUAGGGCCUUCAGGGUAAAUACCUUCCAAGGAGAAUGAGGACAUUGUCCCAUGAACAAUCCCUAAAAUAGUCAGAGCCCGUAGUGUGACUAAAAGGGGGAACUGUAGAGGAUUGAGUGUAGGUAGUGUGUUUGGACUUUAAAAAUACAGCUGGCUUUCAGCAGCAAAGCUGGAGAUCUGUAGACUAUGAGAGCUUGUGUAACAGGUGUUUUUAGUACAGAGGCCUGUCCUUGCUGCUCUGCAUGUCUGAUAUAUACUGAGGCGGCCAUCUGACCCUCUGAGGAAUUGUCUGUGCCUUACCUGUCCCAACUUAAGGUUCCAGGACUACUAGUGCAGCUUCUGGGACUCUCCUGCCCUCUCGUGCUGGGGUGUAGUAAGCCCUUUCCCAGGCAUNACACCUGCCACUGUUGGCUGGAUCCUCUAGGCAUGGAGUGAGGAGGAAAAUGGGGAAAGACAGUUUGAUUUGCUUCUGUGUGGCUAACAUACCAUGAUUCGAGUUUGCGUUCUCCGUAGAAAGGACCAUUUAGAGAGAUGAGAGUCGGUGCUAACAUGUUUAAUCUUUAAAAGUGAAAAACACGUACAUAACUUGAAAGGUGCUUUUGUGCAGCUUGUAGAAAAAGCAGCUGUUUUCUCUGUAGUUCUAAUUCACACUCUCCAUAAUGACUUGAGUUCUUAGCUCUGGUGGAUUUCUNAACAUGCAGUAUGAAGUCCCGAGUACCUAAAAUGUAUAUAUUCAAAUAUACAAUAAAGAGCAUGUUUAUUUUUUGUUUUUUAAGUCAGGAUCUCGCUAUGUAGCUCUGACUGUUUUGAAANUUAUUGUGUAGACCAAACUGGCCUCAAACUCACAGAGAUCUGCCUGCCUCUGUCUCCCUGGUGCUGCAAUUAAAGAUGUGGGCCACUACAUCCAGCUGAGGACACAGUU
Molecule: messenger RNA, 3543 nt
Organism: Mus caroli (Ryukyu mouse)
Lineage: Eukaryota; Metazoa; Chordata; Mammalia; Rodentia; Muridae
Gene: Pum3
Product: pumilio RNA binding family member 3
Biological process (GO): regulation of translation
Cellular component (GO): nucleolus
Molecular function (GO): mRNA binding
Source: RefSeq, a predicted model, not a curated record